AUGGAGUUCACUGAAUUGUAUCGGGUUCGGAAGCUGUCCAGGAGAUCAGUGCAAUGGGAGAAUCAGAAGCGUGUGUUGGAGUCGAAGCAACCGAUGGACGUGCAACAGUUGCAAAGGGAAAAACGUGAGCUGACCAUGCAACUGGAUCGAGAACAGAACGAAAAGCAGGAACUUUUCUUACAGAUCAACACGCUCAUUGCUCAAGUGGCUGAAUCAAGCCGAGAUGCAGCCGAUCAGCAAACCAGUGCCGUUUUGCAAGCUGAAAAUGAUUCGUUGAAAACGCAGUUGGCCAAUAUACAGAAGAUUCAAACACAACUGAACAAUGAUGUUCACAGUUUGCAAGAGGAAUUGCGCAGGAAAUCUCUUGAGAUGGACUCGGCCAAAGAAGAUGCCAAACAACGGUUGGCGUUCGUUGAAGAGGAGAAGUCGAAACUUCAAGAGAACGUCGAGACACUGCAACAAGAUCUCGAAAUGAAAGCAGCCGCUUUGCAAAGUAUAAAGCUCGCUAAGCAGGUAACGCGUUUGAAUAAGUUUUAUCAUGUAAAAGCAAAUGAUUUUGUAUACGUGUUCAGUUUUGACAUCAUGUCUCGUUCUGAUCUGCGUUAG
Molecule: messenger RNA, 606 nt
Organism: Anisakis simplex (herring worm)
Lineage: Eukaryota; Metazoa; Nematoda; Chromadorea; Rhabditida; Anisakidae
Source: the annotation of a GenBank genome assembly